Molecule: messenger RNA, 2470 nt
Organism: Carassius carassius (crucian carp)
Lineage: Eukaryota; Metazoa; Chordata; Actinopteri; Cypriniformes; Cyprinidae
Product: myelin-associated glycoprotein-like
Exons: 7
Coding region: 1-1353 (450 amino acids)
Source: RefSeq, a predicted model, not a curated record
AUGGAUUCGCUACAGGGGCCAUUAUUCACCCCCCAGAACUAUGCUCCUAAAAACACAUCGGUGGAGAUAAAUCCAGCUGGUUUAGUUCUGGAGGGUCGUUCAGUGACUCUGAUCUGCAGCAGUGAUGCAAACCCAGCAGUGAACUACACCUGGUACAGAGACACCGAGAGACCUCUGAAUCCAGUUCAAACCGGACCAAACCUGACCAUCAACAACACCGACCCGACACACAGCGGACGAUACUACUGUACAGCUGAGAACAAACACGGCACACAGAACUCAUCAGUGCUGCUGGACGUCCAGUAUGCUCCAAAAAACACAUCUUUGUCAGUGCUUCCCUCCAGCUCAGUGAUGAGGGGCAAACCAGUGACUCUGAUCUGCAGCAGUGAUGCAAACCCAGCAGUGAACUACACCUGGUACAGAGAGACAGGGUCUCAGUUUGAGCUCCUCCAGACUGGAUAUAAUCACACCUACAUUGUGACAAACCCUACACACGGUGCACAGUAUGGCUGUAAAGCUCAAAACCAGCAUGGCCACUGCAAUGCUACAAUUCAGCUGGAUGUUCAGUUUGCACCCAAUAUCUCCAUCUCUUGCAGUCGAAGCAGUGUAACGGAGUGUGUCUGUGAGGCUCAUGGGAAUCCCUGUCCUACACUAGAGUGGCGUCUGUCUGGACGUGUGAUCACUAACUCUACAGAAACCUCCAUCAGUGAGGAGACGUUAGGAAGCACAGGAGUGAAGAGCGUCCUGAACAUCCAUCAGUCCCUCACAGACACGAACAUCCUGCAGUGUUUCAGCACAAACACACAUGGCAGCGCCAGUCAACAAUUUCAGGACGUCCCACCACCACAAGACACACGUUUCCAUCAUCCGUCGGUGCUGCUCGGAGCUGCUGUCGGAGCCUCAGUGAUGAUGAUCGUGUGCAUCCUGACACUCUGCUAUGAACGAAGAAGGAAAGAAAAAUCUUCAGAAACCACACAAGAUGAGACAUCUGGAUUCAUUCUGACUCAAACAGCCGUUUCUCUGGAUAAUGACAGUGAGUCUGUUUACACCAAUAAAGGCAUGCUGUCAUCCACCGCACCGAGUGCACCUGAAUCUCUUCAUUAUUCCUCCAUCGACUUCACAAACGCUGACCCGCCGUCAGGAGAGAUCAUGGGCCUUGCCUCGCUGACCAGUGAAUACGCUGCAAUCCGACGGCGUCCUGCAGGAGCCACAGACACAGAGAACAACACCUCAACAUCUGAGACAGAGCCCAAAAAACCAGACAUGACAGCAAAGAUCACAGACACAUCCUCCCCAGCAUCAGAAGACGUGAUUUAUGAAAACACGAGCCAUCGCUACAGACAGAAGUGCUAAGUUAAAUCUUUGAGAAUCUAGAGAAGUCUAUAAAAAAGGGGUCAAAAGUUCAUUUAUGCAUUUUUCUUACCAGAUCAGCAGUGGAAAAUGUACUUGACCUCAGAGUGUUGUUUGUUUUACACAUUUAUUUUGUGAACACUGUCAGCUUCUUCUGGUGUCACACUUUUACACACAAACCACUUAAAAAAAUUUUUUAAAAAGGAGUUUCCCAGAAGGAGCUGCAUAAUUUAUUUUUACAAAUGUAUUUUAUUAUACAGCAAUGUCUUUUAUUUCCUAUUCAAAAUAUAUGUAUUUUUAUGUCUAUUUUAAUUAAAUUUGUAAUUAUCAGUUGUGUUUUAAGAGAUGUACAUCAGAUUUAUCCAAUGUCUCUGAAGAAGCAAUAGUCUACAUUCUCUAAUAAUAAUAAUAAUACUGGGUUAUAUUGGGUGCUACUGGGGUUCCUCAAGGCUCAGUACUUGGACCACUUCUCUUCUCCAUCUACAUGACAUCAUUAGGAUCUGUCAUUCAGAAGCAUGGCUUUUCCUAUGCUAUGCUGAUGACACUCAACUCUACUUCUCAUUCCAACCAGAUGAUCUGACGGUAGCUGCUUGCAUUGCAGCCUGUCUGACAUUUCUAGCUGGAUGAAUGACCAUAGCCUUCAGCUCAACCUUACUAAGACAGAACUGCUGGUGGUUCAAGCUAACCCAUUUUUAGUCACAACUAUACAGCAGGGUUUGUCAACCAUAACUCCUUCAAGGACAGCCAGAAACCUAGGAGUUUUGAUGGAUCAUCAGUUAAGCUUCACAUAUUGCUACAACGGCCCGGUCCUGCAGAUUUGCCUUAUACAACAUUAGGAAGAUUAGACCCUUCCUGUCAGAGCAAGCCACCCAACUUCUUGUCCAAGCUCUUGUUCUCUCCAGACUGGACUAUUGUAAUGCUCUCCUGGCGGACCUUCCUGCAUGUACUGUCAAGCCUCUGCAACUGAUCCAGAAUGCAGCAGCUAGGGAUGUCUUCAAUGAGCCAAAAACAGCUCACGUUACUCUUCUCCUCAUCAGGUUACAUUGGCUACCAGUAGCCGCAUUAAAUCCAAGGUACUGAUGCUUGCCAAGACGACCACUGGCACGGCACUGAUAUACCU